Messenger RNA from Tripterygium wilfordii, 2103 nucleotides. RefSeq names its product T-complex protein 1 subunit alpha-like. Gene Ontology annotation, molecular function: ATP binding; ATP-dependent protein folding chaperone; ATP hydrolysis activity. Gene Ontology annotation, biological process: protein folding. The record is from RefSeq and is a predicted model, not a curated record. The transcript is spliced from 16 exons. Lineage: Eukaryota; Viridiplantae; Streptophyta; Magnoliopsida; Celastrales; Celastraceae. Gene Ontology annotation, cellular component: chaperonin-containing T-complex. Bases 176 to 1693 code for a protein of 505 amino acids.
CAGAUUCUCGUCUCACCGAGGUUUCUGUUUGAACAUUCGAGAGCACGAACUCACUCGUUACUUGUAGAUCUUGUUUAGGGUUUACCUCUUCUCCGUCUCCCUUCCGUCUCCGUUAAUAGAAUGGCGAUCUCAUCGCAAACUCUCGAUAUUCAAGGAGACCGACAGUCCGGCCAGGAUGUCCGCACUCAAAAUGAUGCUUGUCGAUGAUAUUGGUGACGUGACAAUCACCAACGAUGGUGCAACAGUUCUUAAGAUGUUGGAAGUUGAGCAUCCGGCUGCUAAGGUACUUGUGGAGUUGGCUGAGCUUCAAGACCGAGAAGUUGGAGAUGGUACAACUUCUGUGGUCAUUGUAGCGGCUGAAUUGCUUAAGAGAGCUAAUGAUUUGGUGAGGAACAAGAUUCACCCAACAUCAAUAAUCAGUGGAUACAGACUUGCCAUGAGGGAAGCAUGCAAAUACAUAGAGGAAAAACUGGCAGUGAAGGUGGAAAAGCUUGGAAAAGAUUCUCUAAUAAACUGUGCCAAGACAAGUAUGUCCUCAAAGUUGAUUGCUGGCGACAGUGACUUCUUUGCGAAUCUGGUUGUUGAUGCAGUACAAGCAGUGAAGAUGACCAAUGCACGUGGGGAAGUCAAAUACCCGAUCAAGGGAAUUAAUAUUUUGAAGGCUCAUGGAAAAAGUGCUAGAGAUAGUUAUUUGUUGAAUGGAUAUGCUUUAAAUACUGGUCGUGCUGCCCAAGGAAUGCCUAUGAGAGUUGCCCCUGCAAAGAUUGCAUGUCUUGACUUUAAUCUUCAGAGGACAAAAAUGCAAUUGGGUGUUCAAGUCUUAGUCUCAGAUCCCAGGGAGCUCGAGAAAAUUCACCAAAGAGAAUUUGAUAUGACAAAAGAACGUAUAGAAAAACUAUUGAUGGCUGGAGCUAAUGUUGUUCUCACAACAAAAGGAAUUGAUGACAUGGCUCUCAAGUACUUUGUCGAGGCUGGGGCUAUUGCUGUGAGACGUGUUCGUAAGGAGGAUAUGCGUCAUGUUGCCAAAGCGACUGGUGCGACCAUGGUCUCGACAUUUGCUGACAUGGAAGGAGACGAAACAUUUGAUUCAUCACUUCUUGGAUAUGCUGAUGAGGUCGUGGAGGAACGCAUUGCUGACGAUGACGUGAUAAUGAUUAAAGGGACAAAAACAACUAGUGCAGUAUCUCUGAUUCUUAGAGGUGCAAAUGACUUUAUGCUUGAUGAGAUGGACAGAGCACUCCAUGAUGCUUUAUCAAUUGUCAAGAGGACCCUUGAAUCUAAUAUGGUAGUAGCUGGUGGGGGUGCAGUUGAGGCCGCUCUGUCUGUGUUCUUGGAAUACUUGGCUACAACUCUAGGAUCCCGAGAGCAGUUGGCAAUUGCAGAGUUUGCAGAGUCUUUGUUGAUAAUUCCCAAGGUACUUGCUGUCAAUGCUGCUAAAGAUUCCACUGAGUUGGUUGCAAAACUACGGUCUUAUCAUCACCAUGCGCAAACGAAUGCUGAUAAAAGGCACUUUUCAAGUAUGGGACUUGACCUCUCAAAAGGAAUUGUUCGUAAGAAUUUAGAAGCUGGAGUUAUUGAGCCUGCCAUGAGCAAAGUGAAAAUAAUACAGUUUGCCACAGAAGCAGCCAUAACAAUUCUUCGAAUUGAUGAUAUGAUCAGGCUUGUCAAAGAUGAAAGUCAGAAUGAAGACUAAUGUGGUUGGCUAAUGUGAUAAGUACCGCUUGUUUUGUUGGGUUUUCCCCUUCCUCGCAUGGUUAUGUUCCGGGAAAGUGUUGCCAUUGUUGUAGCAUUGCAGGGGUUGCCUAGUUUUCUCUGCCUCUUGCAGUGCUCUUCAACAAUGGAGACUGAUUGUAGACUGGUUGGUUUGAAGCUUUUUGUGGACUGAUUGUAUAACUAGUAUAUCCCUGUAGGUUUUUUGAUAUGUUUAGGGAUGUUUGGAGCUGAAUGGCUGAGGUCAAUUGGGGAACAGGAGUCUGGAAUUGUGGUAGCUUUUUGGGCAUACCAGGUAGUGCUAGAUACUAGGAAGGAUUAAGAAAGUGACUCUGCAACAAAGGCCUGACUGAAUUAUUGAGGUUAUUUUUGCAUAUUGCGUCAUCCUUAACC